AUGAAUCCGUUGACGCUGGUGAAACGAAUCCAAGACAUAAACUCAAAAGAAGCCGCGUUAGGGAUUUCAGAGCAAGCUUCAUGGCACGCUAAGUACAAAGAUUCUGCUUAUGUCUUUGUUGGUGGCAUUCCUUUCGAUCUCAGCGAAGGCGAUCUCCUCGCUGUCUUUGCUCAAUAUGGAGAAGUAGUUGAUGUUAAUCUAGUAAGAGACAAGGGUACUGGCAAAUCAAAAGGUUUUGCAUUUCUUGCUUACGAGGAUCAAAGAAGUACAAAUCUUGCUGUAGAUAAUCUGAAUGGAGCUCAGGUUCUUGGCCGAAUUAUAAGGGUUGACCAUGUUACUAAGUACAAGAAGAAAGAAGAAGAAGAUGAAGAAACAGCGCAGCAGAAGAGGGAGGCACGAGGGGUUUGUCAUGCGUUCCAGAGAGGUGAAUGCAAUCGUGGAGCUGGGUGCAAAUUUUCCCAUGAUGAACAAAGAGCCGCAAAUACGGGUUGGGGUUCUCAAGAUAAAAGUUCUAAAUGGGGACAUGAAAUGUUUGAGGGCCCAAAGAAGAGUGAGAGAAGAUCCAGCUAUGAGAUGCCCUCAGAGAGCCACCCUAAACAAAGUAAUAGGAGGGAGGAAAACAGAUCAAGACGGUAUGAUGAUAAUGAAAUUGUGCAGAAGCCAAGAGAAGAUUAUAACAGAAGGGAAGACAAGAAAUUGAGAAGGCUCAAAGAUGAUGAAUUUGAGCCAAAGCCAAGAGAAGAUGAUUAUAAGAGAGAUGAAACUAGAUUGAAAAAGCUCAAGGAUGAUGUACCAGAGCUGAAGUCGAGAGGAAAUAACUAUAGAAGGGAGGAAAAAAUUUCGAGGAGGCAUGAUCGUGAUGAAUUUGAACCAAUGUCAAGAGAAGAUGAUGAUACGAGGGAAGAAAAGAGAUCAAGAAGGAAUGAAAUAGAGUCCUAUUCUAGAGAAGAGCAAGAUAAGAGACGAGGGGACAAAUCGUCUGCCCGUGGGAGGGAUUCUUCCUCCAAUCGCCACAGAGAAAGAGAUGAUCAUCGGCGUAAAUCAGAGAGAUAA
Molecule: messenger RNA, 1053 nt
Organism: Dovyalis caffra
Lineage: Eukaryota; Viridiplantae; Streptophyta; Magnoliopsida; Malpighiales; Salicaceae
Source: the annotation of a GenBank genome assembly